AGCUCUGCUCCAGCGCUCUCCCUAACCCCGCCACUGCCCCUGUGCUGAUUCAUUGAUUUGGACGGGUUAUAUACUGGGAGGGGAAGCAUGAACCACAUUCUGCUCUCUUGCCAGCACGGAGCUGUGCUUGCUCGGCGCUCGCGGCUGCAGGACACUCCGUGAGCAGGACCCUCCGUGAGCAGGACCCUCGGGCCUGAUGGAGCAGAGAGGCUGGCAGCGGUGGCUGCUGCUGCUGCUGGGCAUCCAGCUGGCUGGUGGCCAGUGCCCGGAGCAGUGCCAGUGCGUCCGCACAGCCCAGGUGGAGUGCUCUGGCCCCGGUAUCACCGCAGUCCCCAGCCCCAUCCCUGCCAACGCCAUGACCCUCCAGAUCAUCAACACACGCAUCGCUGCGCUGGGCGACGCGUCCUUUGGCAACGCCUCCCUGCUGAUCGGGCUGCGCAUCGAGAAGAACAACCUGUCACACAUCAGCCCCGGUGCCUUCCAGCACCUGCCCGACCUGCGCUACCUCAGCCUGGCCAGCAACAAGCUGCGCGAGCUCCCCGUGCAGGUCUUUGAGCCUCUGGGCAAGCUAGAGUCUCUGCUCCUCUCCAGCAACCAGAUCCUCCAGGUCGAGCCUGCACACUUCACUCACCUGAGCAACCUCAAGGAGCUGCAGCUGCACGGGAACAACCUGCAGGAAGUGAAGGAGGGGGUGUUUGACCAGCUUACCAGCCUCACCAAGCUCAACCUGGCCAGGAACAACAUCGACCACCUGCCGCCCCGGGCCUUUGAGCGGCUGGCGCGGCUGCAGGUGCUGCGACUCUAUGAGAACCGGCUCCAGCACAUCCCAGCGGGUGCCUUCGAUGGGCUGCCGGAGCUGCAGGAGCUGGGGCUGCACCAGAACCAGCUGGAGACUCUGUCCCCAGAGCUCUUCAUACACAACGGGAACCUGCAGAAGCUCUACCUGUCCAACAACCUCCUCGCUACCCUGCCGAGUGGCAUCUUCCUGCCUCUGCGGGCCCUCACCAAGAUCACCCUGCAUGUCAACCGCCUGCGGGACAUCUCCCCCGGCGCCUUUGGGCCCAUGCCCAACCUGCGGGAGCUGUGGCUCUAUGAGAAUGAGCUUUCCAGCCUGCCCGCUGCCGUCUUUGCCAACCUCACCCAGCUGCAACUCCUGGUGCUCAGCAAGAACCGGCUGCGCUCACUGGCACCAGGGGCUUUCUGGGGCUUGGGGGAGCUGCUGGAGCUGUCGCUGCACUCCAAUGCCCUGCGUCGCCUGGAUGCCCAGGCCCUGGAGGGCCUGCCCAAGCUGCAGAACAUCUCCCUGCACCACAACCAGCUGCAGGUACUGCCACGGGGCCUCUUUGGAGCCACCCCAGGGCUGCAGCACCUGCAGCUGCACUCCAACGCCCUGGAAUACCUGCCCGCUGGCAUCUUCUCCCCGCUGGCCGCUCUGCGAGAGGUGAAGCUGCACAACAACUCCUGGCGCUGUGACCAGGGCAUCCUGCCCCUGCGGGGGUGGCUGCAGGACAACCCGCACAAGGUGGGCGACACACCCCCGCUCUGCUCCCAGCCCCCUGCCCUGCAGGGCCUCCCCAUCGCUGGGCUGCCACGGGAUCAGCUCCUCCCCUCCGCGGCCUCCCCUCAUCCCAGCACCCCGCUCCCCCAUCGCCCCUCUGAGGUGCCGCGGCCGGAGGGUGCCUGGACGGAGCCCUCCACGGGACUGCCGGUUUCCCCACAGCAGGAGGUGGAGGAGGUUGAGGAAGUGGAGGAAGAGGAGCGGGGGCGCUGGGGGCUGACACGCGUGCAGAGCGGGGUGGUGGUGGCCGUCAUUGUGCUGGUGUGCGUGGCCCUGCUCGCCGCUCUGGUGGCCCUGGUGGUCUACGGCUGUAGGAAGAAGAGCCACGUGGUGCUCAUGAGGAUGAAGGCGCCCAAUGAAGCCUGAGUGGCUGGCAGAGCCAGAGGGGGAGCGGUGCUGGCAGGAUGUCCCCUCCCCAUGGGGCCAAAGGAUGUGACAGGGCUCAGCAGCUGCCCCAGCUGAUGGGGAUGGGCCAGUGUCACCCUGCGGGCAGCAUGCCCCUGUCCUGCUCUGCCCUCCAUCUGUCCCCCAGCUGCCUUCUCAUGUCUGCCCUCUGUCCCCAGCCCCCUCCUGCCUCCAGUGCAGCCUCUGUGCCCUUGCCCGGCACCAGUACCUGGGGUGUGGGGUGCUGAGAGGGGACCCCUGGGCAGGGACCCCCAGCUUGGCCAUGAUGGUGCUUACCUGAAACAACAACCCUUCCCUAUCCUUCACCUUGCAUCAUCCCGUCCUGUGCUGUCUGCUGGCCCCCCAGCCCCCUUCCCCACCUCCAGCCCUGCCAUGCCUUCAGCCUCUGCUGCUGCCUGGGUGUGAGUCCUUGGCAGGGCCAUAGACGAGCGAGCACCUUCCUGCGAGUCCUGGUGCUGCUCUGUGGGCCGGGGAUCCUGCGGGGCUGGGCUGGCUCAGCUGGCACAUCUUUCAUGA
Colius striatus (speckled mousebird) is the source of this 2479-nucleotide messenger RNA. RefSeq names its product leucine rich repeat containing 15 (gene LRRC15). The coding region runs from base 197 to 1924 and encodes 575 amino acids. Gene Ontology annotation, molecular function: protein binding. Lineage: Eukaryota; Metazoa; Chordata; Aves; Coliiformes; Coliidae. The record is from RefSeq and is a predicted model, not a curated record. The transcript is spliced from 2 exons.